Messenger RNA from Mixia osmundae IAM 14324, 1225 nucleotides. RefSeq lists its product as uncharacterized. Bases 206 to 1165 code for a protein of 319 amino acids. The record is from RefSeq and is a predicted model, not a curated record. Lineage: Eukaryota; Fungi; Basidiomycota; Mixiomycetes; Mixiales; Mixiaceae. The transcript has 2 exons.
CGCACGAUUUGUACAAUUGAGCUUGCUCUGACGGUUGCCGAAGCCGCGCGAGCAGCGACAGAUGGCAGAGUAGUUGUCUCGUUUCGGUCUGUAGACAUACUGUCUCGCCUUGGGCGGCAUAACGCUUGACAGGCUAGCCUGGUCACGCUCGUCCGUCGCGCUAUUACAGUCGCCGACGAAAUCAGCCGCUCGCUGCCGGCUCGAGAUGGUCUUAGGCCUGCAGCCGCGUAGCCUGCUUCUCGGCGCAGCUAUGGGCAUCAUUGCUGUCUAUCUCAGCACGACGCAAAAGAGUCGGGCUCCUCUCAGCUCAGUGUGGCAUCGUUCGCACAGUCUUCACCAUAACACUGACUAUGUGCCGCAAUUUGAUCAUCAAGCGAUGAGUGAAGUCCAGCACGAUGAAGCAGCAAGUCCUGUCCAAAGCGUCGUCGCAGAUGCUGUCAGACGACGCCAGAAUCCGCUUCAGUUGCGGCUCCCGGUGUAUUUCCUGCCGUCAGAGACGCCCCAGGCCGGACGGCGGACGCGAGAUCUCUGGGAGGAUACGGGCGCAGAGAUUGCUAAAACCCAUCCCCACGCUCUUCUGUUCGUCUCGCCCGACUUUGCAAGCUCGAGUGCACUCGUUAAGCUCCGCGUGUCUGACGGCACUCAUGACCUGGUCAAACGUAUACAAGCAAUGUUGGGCAGCGCAGAUGUUGACGUGCGAGUACCUCAUCUAACAGUCGCUGAGCAUGCGGUCUUGCGAGCAAUGUCUCUCCCGCAUCUGCCAAUCAUACAGCUAGCGCUUCCGAAUGUCAUGGAUUCGCAAGCAUUCCUGACUCUGGGCUCUCUGUUGCUGCCACUCCGGGAUCUACAGAUAAGCAUCAUCGUCACAGGACUUACAGCAAAUGGACGCGUGGCAUCGGCUUUGCCAACCUUUGAUGCCCAGUUGUCCCGCGCAAUCAUCGGAUCGUCCGGUUCAGUGCGCGAGCAGCAGGUUCGCGCUUUGCUCAAGACUCCCACUUUCAAGCAAGCACAAAUACACGCGACACAUGUGAAAGCACUCUUGUUCUCGAUUGGCAUUGCUGGCGAUGCGAUAGGGGCAAAAUUAUCUAUUGAGCACGAGCAGCAGAAGUCAUACGGCGCUUUUCGCUUCGGUCCUGCCGACGGUCGCAGAGAUGAUGACAUAUAAUGCAGGAUAUUGGUGUGCCGUCUUCUUAUAGCUUUAUCUUGAUCUCCAGCGGAUCCUUGC